AUGGCAGCGAUUCUCUCAUGUGGACAUGGGAAUAUUAUGGAACAUGUGUUCAACGCACUGGCAGAAGACAAGUCGCCAUACGAGGAUAUAACUCCAUUGUGUCUGAACCAAACAAUACAAUUUAUGAACGACUUCUUAGUUUCUUCUAGUCAGGGACCAGUCUAUGCUCGUCAAAUGUACCAAUCAGCGGGAGGUUUACCACCCGAUAUAGAAUUCAGCUGGAACGCUAAGGACUGGGGUAACUUUGAUCUUUGCCGUGACGUCAAGCCUGAAGUGAAUGUCACCGAUUUUGGUGGUCUUUAUUGUUUAACGAACACUGAUUCUAACAUAUUGACAUCGACUGUUGUAGAUCUUGGCGUUUGUUUUCCAGAUUCUUGCACAGAUAAAGACGUCGAAACGUUCGUCGUCGAAGGCUUUCGCUGGCUAUUGCCCUGGCCUGUUCCUACAACAUCGACAUCGUGUGCCCGAGGCUAUUCCCUGGGGGCUGGGGACAUUGUAGCCAUAACCAUAUGUGCGAUUCUAUUAUGUGUCAUCAUUGCUGGAACUGUGUACGAUAUGGUGAGAAUGAGGCGGGAGAAGUCGUCUGUGCAGCCUGUGAUGCCAUCGAAGACCAGAACUGAAGACAGUCAGGAACUGGACAACCACUUAGAUACCAACAACUCUCCCACCAAUUUGGACGUAGAAAUCGACUACAACGAAUCAACCAAAUGUGACGUAUGCGCUACUAAGUGUCAAGAUAUAAUAAUUGGGUGUCUCAUGUCAUUCUCUGUCAUCGCCGUGGGUAGAAAAAUGAUGAGUACGACUCAAGCAAAGGGUGCCAUCGGUUGUCUAAACGGAAUACGUGUUAUCAGUAUGUUUUGGAUUAUAUUAUUUCAUGUGGUUCUGUAUCUGGCUACAUUUCCUCCACUUCUCGGUAAUAUUGGUUAUGUUGAUAAAGUAGGCGAAUCGUGGUCAACGAUUAUACCUAGGAAGGGUGAUCUUGCUGUCGAAGCAUUUCUUGUUCUUAGUGGUUUGUUGGUAACUUAUCUAACAAUGAGACAAUUCAAACGUUGUGGUGGUCCCAGACAUCAUAACUGGUUCUUGUUCUACUUCCAUCGAUUCUGGAGACUGACUCCUGUGUACAUGUUUGUGUUGAUGUUGUACACUACUCUGGUGAUAUUCGUGUCCGAUGGACCACUGUGGAAUCAAUGGAUACCCACUCAGGCAGAGUGUGAGGAGACAUGGUGGGAACAUUUACUGUACAUCAAUAACUUGUAUCCCUUGCCCGGAGGUACUGGCGGGUGUUUUGGAUGGUCUUGGUACCUUGCGUUGGAUAUGCAGUUAUACAUUAUUAGCCCGAUAUUUAUCAUCACUUUCUACAAGUCUCGUGUGGGCGGCGUUGUUUUGACAGCAAUUACCUGUUGUGCCUGCUUUGGUGUAUCUGCUUAUUUUUCUGUUGUUCAAGGCAGACCCUUUGGAUUUGACACUGAAUAUUACAAAGAGCCGAAAUACGAAGGUGGAGAUGUGUUGUACACAAAACCCUGGUAUCGUUUACCAAACUAUCUUGUUGGUGUCGUCUUGGGGUACCUAUUCUUUUGUUUGAAUGGUAAAAAGGUCAAAAUAAAUAAGAUAUUAAAUCUGUUCACGUGGGCGUGUGCUAUUGCCGUUGGAUUGGCUGUUGUGUUAGGAGUCUACACUUCGAUGACAGAUCACCGUGUGGACCAAUGGGUAGCUGUGUUGUACGAAACAACACACAGAUUUGCAUUCUCUGUGGCAAUUGGUUGGGUUAUAUUCGCUUGUAAUACUGGUAAUGGCGGACCUGUAAAUACACUGUUGUCAUGGAGUGCCUGGUUACCACUGGCUCGAAUGAACUACUGUGCCUAUCUGAUACAUUUCGUUAUUCUCUUGAUAUACGAUUUCAGUUUGAAACAGUUGUUCUAUUAUUCAGAUAUGAAUACAGCGUUUGCGUAUAUUGGUAUUCUGGUAGUGACAUAUAUGGCGGCUUUUGUCAUUGCAAUGGCAGUGGAACUUCCGAUGAUUGAACUAGAAAAAGUCAUAUUACCAUGUAAAAGGAAAACAUCAUGAAUCUUUCUUCGUUUUAAAUGUCGUUUGAUUGAUCCUGUUUACUCAUGUAUUAUAAUAAGCCCAUUAUGUCAGUUAUAUAUAUAUAUGUAUAUGUAUAAACAAAGAAUGUGUACAAUUGUAUGAUAUUAGGUCAAAUCUAUAUAACUUUUAAGACUUCAUUUUGUUUAUUGCGCUUUAUUGUA
Saccoglossus kowalevskii is the source of this 2246-nucleotide messenger RNA. Its product is annotated as nose resistant to fluoxetine protein 6-like. Gene Ontology annotation, molecular function: acyltransferase activity, transferring groups other than amino-acyl groups. NCBI's taxonomy places the organism in Eukaryota, Metazoa, Hemichordata, Enteropneusta, Harrimaniidae. The record is from RefSeq and is a predicted model, not a curated record.